CAAAACGGGUCCCAUAUAAACACGUAAGGGAAGCUUGGAUUUAUCCUCGUUCCCAGCAAGAAGGAAGUACGCCGCCCUCUGCCGCCGUCUCGGGUUGCGGAAUUCCGGCGAUCGGAGAAGGAGGCUCGGGAGGGGGACGGCGAUGGGGGGCAAAUGGUGGAAGAUCGCCGUGCGGUGGUGGUGAUCGGCGCGAUGAGGGAAGCGAACAAGCGAUACGGGUAUGACAAGGAGAGCGUGCUCCGGGUGUUCGGAGAAUGGUCCGACCGGCUGGGCGUGUGGGCGAUCCCGGCGUACGUCGGGAUCCACACCCUCUCGCUCGCCCUCUGUCUCCCUUCCGCCGUCUUCUUAGAGGCCGGAGCUUCCCUCCUCUUCGGCUUCUCCGCUGCCGUCCUCUGCGUUUUCGCCGCCAAGAUUCUCGGCGCCUCGCUGUCGUUCUGGAUCGGCAGGCUAGUUUUCAGGAGUUCAAAUUCAGCAAUGGAAUGGGCUCAAAGCAACAAAUACUUUCAUCUGCUUUCUAGGGGAGUUGAACGAGAUGGUUGGAAAUUUGUUCUUCUUGCUCGGUUCUCACCCAUACCAUCAUACAUAAUUAACUAUGCCCUGGCAGCUACCAAUGUUGGGUUUGUAUUGGAUUUCCUCCUUCCCACGGUCAUUGGUUGUGUGCCAAUGAUCCUACAGAAUACCUCCAUCGGCAGCCUUGCUGGUGCUGCCAUGGCCACAGCUUCUGGAGCUAACAAAUCUAGGGUCUGGUCGUUCUUGUUUCCCAUGCUUGGGAUUUUAUCAAGCAUUCUUAUAUCCUUGAGGAUCAAAAGUUAUUCCGCUGCGAUGAUGGUGGAUGAAUCUUCUGUUAACAAGGGUAGUGAUAAUCAGGGUGGUACUACUGAUUCAGCCCACGGUUCAUCCAGCAGAAAAGAGAGUAAGGACAUCAAGAGAAGGCGGUGAUAAAUCUAGAAAGCCUCCUCAGUCUACAUCUCACAAUUCUCUUGGUUUAGAAGAUGUUUGCCAUUCUGGAUAUGUGUUCUUCUCAUCCAAGGGGGGCUCUUUCUUGCAUUGUUGACUGACAUGUUAAGGCUUUGCAAGUUUGUUGCAGGGAAAGUCAUAGCAUUUAACAAAUUGCGCAGGGAAAGCUUUAGACCUCUGCUCUUACUUACAUGGUAGAUUGUAACUUUGGUUCUCUAGAUCCUGAGUUUUUAUUGGUAACCUAUUUAACUGGUUCCUUGCUUUUGGACUUGAGUUCAGGUACAUAUUGUUACAGUGUAAGCUGCUGAAUUUGAAGUCUGCAGAGCCUUUGGCUUUCAUAUUC
Eucalyptus grandis is the source of this 1300-nucleotide messenger RNA. Its product is annotated as transmembrane protein 41B. The coding region runs from base 154 to 939 and encodes 261 amino acids. NCBI's taxonomy places the organism in Eukaryota, Viridiplantae, Streptophyta, Magnoliopsida, Myrtales, Myrtaceae. The record is from RefSeq and is a predicted model, not a curated record. Gene Ontology annotation, cellular component: membrane. The transcript is spliced from 2 exons.